Messenger RNA from Yamadazyma jaroonii, 1968 nucleotides. Lineage: Eukaryota; Fungi; Ascomycota; Pichiomycetes; Serinales; Debaryomycetaceae. The record is from the annotation of a GenBank genome assembly.
AUGUUCAGAUCUUCAUUAAGAUUUAUACGGAACAUUUCACUCACUUCGGGACCUCAAGGUACCGAUGGUAGACUUCCCUUGGGGUCUUUCAAAUCAAGUUCCUUCCUGCAAAGUGAGCUGACUAGCAUCUCCAUCACCGAUCCCUUCAUAUUAUAUCAAAACUAUAUCAAACAGGGGAUUCUUGAGAAAGAUGAAAAUCAAUUAAGAGUAAUGAAAGAAUUCCAGAAAUUGUAUCAUAGAUUAAUGGAUUACAGUCCACCAGAUGAUAUCAAUAUCAGAAUCAGUUUGUUGAUGAAAAAGCUCGAAAUUCAGCAAGCUGAAUCGGUUAUCAAAGAUAACAGAGUUAUCAAAUUGAGUGGAUUGAAGAAAUUUUUUAGCCCCAAACCUCUCCAAGAACGGAAUCAAAUGAUAAAACUACUUACUGAUGAAGAAGAGUUAGUCAAUUUUAAUUCCCCACAAGGGCUUCUCAUCAACGGUGAAGUAGGGUGUGGUAAAUCGAUGUUAAUGGAUUUAUUUGCAGCAACUUUACCCUAUGAUAGGAAGAUGAGAUGGCAUUUUAAUAACUUCAUACUAUGGGUGUAUAAUGAAAUCAACAACAUCCAGAAUGAAAAGAUCUUGAUCAUCAAUGCCUAUAAUGGCUCUAAGGAGGUCAAGUUAAAUCUUGAAAAUGAAUUCAUACUAUUCGAGAUUGCUCAAAAGAUGAUAAAGAAGAACACCAUAUUAAUGUUGGAUGAGUUCAUGUUACCUGAUAUUGCAUGUGCCAAUAUAAUCAAAAUACUAUUCACUUAUUAUUUCAAAUUAGGAGGUGUCUUGGUUGCUACUUCCAAUAAGAUUCCUGAAGAAUUAUAUUCCAAUGAAUUCCAUAAGAAUAAGUUCAAAACUUUUGUUAACAUUUUGAACUAUAGAUGUAUACUGGUAGAUAUGAAAUCAUCUAAAGAUUACAGAUUAGAAUUUGCUCAAGGCCAACCCAAUCAUAUAUCCAAAUUACAUAAUGACGAUCAUGAUGACCAAUGGUUAGAUUUGAUAAAACCAGCUGUAGGCGUCGAUACGUCAGAUAAAAGACCUAUAGAAGAUCUUGGAGGUAAACCUAAAGAACUAACUGUUUAUAAACGAACCACGGUUAUACCCUUGACAUUUGGGGAAACUUGUUAUUUGGAUUUUGACUACAUUUGUAAAGGAUUAUAUUCGUCUUCAGAUUACAUAACCUUGACCUCCAAUUUCAAAACUGUCAUCAUAGAUAAUGUUCCCACACUAACCACCAAAAUGAAAAAUGAGGCUAGAAGGUUCAUCACUUUACUUGAUGCUAUAUACGAAUCUAAGUGUCAAUUCUAUAUCCGAAGUGAAGUUCCAAUUGAUUAUAUAUUCUUCCCCGAUGCAAACAACGAUGUUCCUGUAGAGAUCAAGAACUUGCUAGAUAACAUAAAUGACAAUAAUCUUGAAGUGCAAGAUGAAGAAAUGUUUUCAAAGACAGAAAUUGCCUUAUCCAAUCCGUAUAGACCAAAUGUGUCAACUUAUGAUCAGAAUCAUACCACUGUAUUUCAAGAAGAGCCUAAAAAGCCACAAUAUCGAAGCAUGCAGGCGUUUACUGGAGAGGAUGAAAUGUUUGCCUAUAAAAGAGCUGUACUGAGAAUAAAAGAGAUGGUAGGAUCGGAAAAAUGGAGACAAAAUGAUAGAUGGGUCCCAAUUGAUAGUUCCAUGAGGCCUUGGGAAUCUACUAAGGGCUCCACUUCAAAAGUGGUCCAAGACAGUCUUACUAUUGAUAAAGUUACUGUCACUAAGCAACAGCUCAAAUCUCAAUUACCUAGAGAUUUAGCCAAAGAGUAUAACAUUCCAUUUCGUAAAUUCAACCAAUCACUAGCACCUGUCUUUGAUCAGUUACAACAUUUUUGGACAUUUGGCAGAUGGAAUAGAAACUCCAAAACUAAAGAUAAAUUUGCGAAAUCAUGGAUUAAUUCUUCUCAGAAAUAG